This is a messenger RNA of Closterium sp. NIES-67, 2340 nucleotides long. Lineage: Eukaryota; Viridiplantae; Streptophyta; Zygnematophyceae; Desmidiales; Closteriaceae. The record is from the annotation of a GenBank genome assembly.
AUCUUGCUUCAAGCCGUAGAGCGAAUAUUAGUCGGAUCUAAGUGUUAGAAAUCUUCCGGUAUCUUCCGCCGGUAUGAACCAUCCGCGACCGUACUGAACAGGUUCACCCGUUAGUCGCGGACAAGGCGGAAGUGACGCCUUAUCCAGUUGCUGCUCGUCCGAUUAGGUCACCUCGUGAAGCGGACUCACUGCGCGGUCCCUUCGCUCUCUUCUUCCCUUCUCCCAACAAGCCCCCGUCCCCCCUUUCCGCUUCCCCGCUGUUUUCCCCCUUUCCUCUUCCCGCUUGGGGCUCACCACAGCGAGUACACGUGAACAGUUCGCGUCCGCAGGCUCGGCCCUCAAGUCACCCGCCAAACCAGCCCCCGUCGACCUUUUCGGCCCCAACGUGAUCCCGAUUUCAACUCAACCAACUAUCACCGUCCAAGCAUAAAGACUUCGCACAGGCUAUCGGAACGAGCGAUUUCAGAACGUCAGGGAAGGAAGGCACCUCCCUGAGCUACCGCCUGCCCCUGCCUUAGUCUCAUCGAUUCCGCGUCGAUUAGGGCGAAUCCCGACGUGCUUCGGUUGCUUUUCCACGCAUCUCCGCCGCUCCUUGGCCGUGAUUCCACCAGACCGAAUUUUAUGUUCGCCACGCUGUCUCUCCGUCGUCCCUACCCUCCGCGUGUAAUGAGUCUAUUUUUUUAGUCGACUCAAAAAUAGACUCAUUACACUUGGCCGUGAUUCCACCAGACCGGGUUUUAUGUUCACCACACUGUCUCUCCGUCGUCCCCUCCACCUUCCUCGCCGACGCCUUCUCCCUCCUCCGAUCCCUCCCUCUCGCCGUCCUCCCCUCCAUCCUUCCCUGCGUCCGUCCCUCCCUCCCGCUUGCCCUCCUUCCCUCCGGUGUUUGGAGUCGGCGCCUGCGCGAGCGGUCCCUCGCCACUUCCUUCCUGCCCUCCUCCCUUGCCUAUUCCGACCGUCUGUUGCGCCCGGGGCUUCUAAUGGUGUGACAGUAACGGAUGGACUCAUGCCGCAACGGAGCAUGCGAAUGCGGAUCCAUGUAAUGACGGCGCCGGGUGCUGCGGCAGCGAGUGUAACGUCGAGGGGGGUAACCAGAGGGAGGGUGACGGAUUGGCGAACAGAGGAAAGGGUGACAGCAGGGAAGGUGAUAACAGGGAGAGUGAUAGCAGGGAGAGUGGCGGUAGGGAGGGUCGCAGCAGGAAGAAAAGCGUUAUCAGCAGACAAUGCAGGGGACUCAGCAGCAGCAGCAACAGAAGCAGGAGCAGCAACAGCACAAGCAGUAGCAGCAACAGCAGUAGCAGCGGCAGCAGCGCAGCCAAGAAAACGGCGGCAGCGGAAGCCCAAGGAGGAGGAAAAGGACGCCGCAGCAGCAGCUGCCCAGUAUGCUUAUAACGCGGACGGCUCUCCGCCUGUAGUAAUCCUCCUGGACUUUGAAACCACCGGGCGCGGCGCACGGCAGAACCGCAUCGUGGAGAUGGCUCUACGGGACGUAGCGGGGGGGCAGGCGUCAGCACUGCACACCCUGGUGAACCCGUACCCGUGGCAGAUCACGCCCGGGGCACAGGAGGUGCAUGGCAUCAGCAUGCGCAUGGUCAACCAGCCGUCUGUGCCCCGGUGGCCUGCAGCAGGGCAGCUGCUGGUGGACUUUGUGGAGGCCAGGAGGGCGGUGCAGGCAGUGAGAAACGAGGUAGCGCGCGGGGAGGUGGCAGGCGGUGCAGUGCUGCUGCAGGGAAGCACGGCAGCAGGCGCAGACGGGCUUACACCCCAGGCCGUACCCAUGCCCAUCAGCCAGAACAGCAUGGCGACAAUUGCUGCGACCCACAGCAGCACAGGGAUGGGUGCAGGAAUGGACGCAGGGGUGGGCGCAGUUAUGGGCGUCGCCUCUUCUGCCAGCCUGUCUCUGGACAGCCACACGGUCUCCCUCCCCCCGGUGGUGCUGGUGGCGCACAACGGCCACGCCUUUGACUUCCCUCUGCUGCGCAACGAGCUCGAGAGAGCUGACAUCGCCAUGCCCCCCGGCUGGCUCUGCCUCGACUCCAUGCGCCUCUGCCAACGCCUCUUCAAAGGCGGCGACCGCAAGCCAGCAAGCAAGUCCCUCAGCUUCCUCUUCUCGCACCACUUCCGCUGCUCCACGCCCUUUGCCCAUCGGGACCUGGCUCACAGGGCCAUGGCUGACGUGGACAAGCUGGCCGAGGUGCUCUCUGCCAUGAUGUGGGAGCGGGGGGUCACUGUACCGGAAUUGUUGCAGUACACUAAACCAUUCUUAUAAUGAAAUGUGUAUAAUACAAACGCCAAAACCUCUGGCCAUACAGCCAUGGCAUCAAGGUGCUAGUGUAUCAC